AUGUACGCUUCGACGUCACAAAGAAAUGAUGAUGGUUUGCGGGCGUCUCACAAUAUCUCGUUACUUAUAGCAAAAUCCGGAAAACCGCGUACUAUCGGAGAGAAGUUAAUUUUGCCAGCCCUUGAAGAGGUUUUAAAAACUGUUUUACACAAACCUGCAUCUGAUAUCAUUAAAAGAAUUCCCUUAAGCAACAAUUCUGUUGAAAGACGUAUUGAUGAAAUGAGUUCUGAUAUUGAAAGCUUUCUAUGUAAUUAUUUGCAAACGACCCAUUUCUCUAUACAACUGGACGAGUCAACUUUACCUGAUAAUGCAGCAUUAUUAUUGGCAUAUGUUCGUUUUAUUAUGAAUCAAGAAAUCUACGAAGAACUGCUCUUCGCAAGAACUUUGAUAACCGACACUAAAGGUGAAUCAAUAUUUCAUGUUUUGAAGGAUUACUUCAUUGAAAAAGCAAUUCCUUUAUCAAAUAUAAUAUCAGUAUCUACAGAUGGACCACCUGCCAUGGUUGGACGUUAUCGUGGAUUUAUAAGCUAUUUAAAACUAGUUGCUAAAAUUUUGAGUGUUAGAUUGCAUGAAUCACUUCAUUUAGUCAUUAUAUUUGCCCAGUUGUGUGAAGAAAAUGACUUUCAUCAAUUACUCCUUCACACUGAAGUACGCUGGCUGUCGAAAGGUUUCACAAGAUUUUAUGCACUGUUUGAGACUAUUUUAGAAUUUCUGGAUACUAAAGAUAAAAUGUUAAAAGAAAAUUUAAUGAAGAGGAAAACAGACAUCGCCUAUUUAACAGAUUUGUUUACAAAAUUUAAUAUGGUUAAUUUGCAAUUACAAGGCGACAGUUUAAAUUUGAUUAAAACAAAGUCCAUCUUAUCAGCGUUUCUUGCCAGAGUUAAACUAAUGAAGCAAAAUAUUGGACGGGGCGAAUUUUCUCAGUUCCCCAAUUUGUCACAGACAAGCUGCCAGGAAGACGACGUUUCAACUUACGUUCAACAUUUGAAUGCCGUCUAUUCAGAUUUUGAAUCUAGGUUUGAGGAUAUUUUGACUAUGGUAAUACCACCGUGGAUAAUUAAUCCAUAUGGUGACAUAGAAGAAACGAAUGUCAUAAUACAAGAGGAACUGACUGAACUAAGUACAAACGAAGAACUUAAGGUCCAGUUUAAAAACGGCAGCAAUUCUGGCUGCUAA
Messenger RNA from Acanthoscelides obtectus, 1176 nucleotides. The record is from the annotation of a GenBank genome assembly. Lineage: Eukaryota; Metazoa; Arthropoda; Insecta; Coleoptera; Chrysomelidae.